ACCGAACGCAACCAAACGGCAACAAAGCUGAUCGGCGGCAGUCGACUUCGCGCAUCGGUCGGUUGAGGGUGCUCGGAGACAUUGUUUGUGCUUCAGAAAACCAGGACAGAAAUCGUUUAGAUUUCGGACCUACCGGAUUCCCCGCAGUCUGUUGUGUAAGAUCUGAUCAUCUAGCAGCUGCUGUAAAAGAAGAAAUUGGUUUUUUCGGGCUUCUAACUCGGCACAGGGCGUUGCCAUCUGGUGGUAACGCGCAUGCGCGCGUGCGAAGUCGUCGAAUGCAACUUCCCAGACAGAGAAGUAAAAACCAACGUAAACAGAGCCGCGUGGGAUCGCGAGUUGUGCGAGUUGUGCUGUAGGCUGCCGGCGGGUGCACGUGUGCGGGGAGUUCGUGAUUGGUAGGAACUGAAAAUAUUUGAUGAGCUGACCAAAGCCCGUAAAAAUGGCAUCUGUGGGAAUCAGUAUCCCUCCUCAAGAUCACAAUCAUGUGACUUCACCAGUGGCGACAAGCAAGCCAGCUUUCAAUGGUCAUGAUGGUGGACGUCGUUUUGAGGCUUUUGCCAGACGGAACAGCGGCCACGGGGGCCACUCCGAGAGAACCGCCUCCAACCAGCGGCUGAUGCGCAAACGCAGCUGGAGCAUGCACGGCGACUGGCGCGGCCUGAAGCGGCGCAGGAAGGGCAUCGUGCCGCCCACCAAGUUCCUGUUGGGCGGCAACAUCUGCGACCCACUCAACCUGGGCAGUCUGAACGACGAGGAGGCCAACAGGAUCGCCAACGCCAACACGCCUGUGUCGUCGCCCAUGCCGACGCCCAAGUACCGCAAGGAGCCGAUCGAGGUCAUCAUUCCUCCGGACAUCAGCGACCCGCUCGGCCUCAACGGACCGGACUCGCUGCUCUCGCCGGCCGCUCAGCGGCGCAAGAGGUGCAAGAGGCGAAGGAAGCAGCUGUCGGGUCACGGCGCCUCCGAGCCGGCCGGUCGCUCUCUCUCGGAGUCGUCUGCGGCGCGCUCGUCCUCUGACGGCGACACGACCGCCCUGCUGACCCCCGUGUCCGCGCCCGUGACCACCGGAGAGCUAAACUUCUCGGCGUGCUCCGCCGCGCCGGCGCCGGCCCCGGCCUCCGCCCCGGCCGCCGAGACUGCGGAGACGGCGCCCGUGGCCUCUGCCGCCGCCGGCGCUCCCGAUGCUGUCCCCACUGAUGCGGUGGACGCCGCUGUCAGACCGAGCAGCCUGUGUGUCUCGGUGGAGCCGGCGCCGGUGCCCAGCAGCACCGGCGCCGUGGCCAGCCCGGUGGCACGGCCGGCGCGGCCCACCACCAGCCGUCGCUCCUCGGACGAGGUGGUGUCUCCGGCGCUGCCGCAGCCCGGCGGCCGGCCGGCCCCGUUCGCUCGCGCCGGCCCCGCGCCGCCAGAGAUGCCCGUAUUCCGGCCGCGUGAUGAGGCCUUCCAGUACGGGAACUAUAAUCGGUACUACGGCUACCGUAACCCGGAACCCGGCCUGGCGGACUCUCGUCUCAGCUGGCUGAAGCGCGAGUGGUUCAGUGGUCUGGACGUGCUGGACGUGGGCUGUAACGUCGGUCACGUCACCCUGACCGUGGCCAGGGACUACCAGCCGCGCCGCUGUGUCGGCGUGGAUAUCGACAGCAGUCUCAUCAAGGCGGCUCGCCGGAACGUGAAGCACUACCAGCGAGCGGAUGGCUUUCCGGCCAGCAUGCAGUCGCUGUACGGGGAUCUGAGGCCGGCGCACAAGGCGCCCGGCACACAGUUCCCGCGCAACGUCUCCUUCCAGCACGCCAACUUUGUGCUUGAGUCCGACGCUCUCCUGGACACGGUGAAGCCAGAGUUUGACACGGUCCUCUGUCUGAGCAUCACCAAGUGGAUCCACCUCAACUUCGGGGACGCCGGCAUCCGCCGCUUCUUCCGGCGCGCCUUCUUGAGCCUGAGACCCGGCGGCCGGCUGCUGCUGGAGCCGCAGCCCUGGCCCAGCUACGUCAAAAAGAAGAAACUCACCAAGCGGAUCUGGGAGAACUAUCAUCAGAUCCGUCUUCGGCCGGAAAACUUCCCCGACCUGCUGAUCAACGAGAUCGGGUUCGAGCGCUACCAGACGGUCGGCCGGCCGCACCACAGCUCCCACGGCUUCAGCCGGCAGCUGCAGCUCUUCACUAAGGCGAAGGAGCCGCCGGCCACCUCGACAGUCACCUCGAUGGAGACGACGGAAGCUGCGCCUUCGGCAGCGACCGUUGUCAUGGACACCACGGUGACGCCGGCGGAGAAGACGCCUGCUACGGUUGCCAUGGACACGGACACGGCGUCAGCGCCGCCGUCCGCGGAGAGUGGCGCUGCAGAGGUGGUGUCCGGUCCGAGCGGCCCUUCCAGUGCGUCUGACCGCCCCGUGCCGGCGGCGGGGGACGGACAGCAGAGCUCCCCCGCUCCGGCGGCGCAGCGGCGGACUGAGAGCGCGGCGGGAGCUCAGACUGCGGCCGAGUCUCGGUGAAGCGGCGCCUCCGCCGGACGCUCUUUGGUGCUCAUCUGGCUGUACGGAAGGAGAAGUACAAAGCGCCGCGCUGCGAGUGUCGCGGGGUGGCCAGGGAGCGGGGUGAGCUGUGUGCUGGCUCUGUGUGUCUGAGAGACCGACGGGCCGUGGGGAGGGAUGCGUCGACGGUGCGUGCCGCGAUGAGUGAUGAGGUUUGUGGGGCGGAGGUCGGGCACGAGCCGCGCGGGAGACGCCGGGCCCGGUGCUGCAGACAAUGACUUAGUUGACAAAGUGUUCAACUACAGAAGGUCUGUGCAGGCGUGCGCCGAAAGCUCGGCGCAGAUAAACCUCAAGUCUAUCGCACCUUCAUGGAAGAAACGCGCUUGAAGGCAAACUGUUGGAUGCUUCGGGCCCAAGAGGCUAUGCGCCC
Messenger RNA from Amphibalanus amphitrite, 2900 nucleotides. Its product is annotated as 7SK snRNA methylphosphate capping enzyme-like. The coding region runs from base 440 to 2491 and encodes 683 amino acids. Lineage: Eukaryota; Metazoa; Arthropoda; Thecostraca; Balanomorpha; Balanidae. The record is from RefSeq and is a predicted model, not a curated record. Gene Ontology annotation, biological process: snRNA modification. The transcript has 10 exons. Gene Ontology annotation, molecular function: snRNA binding; RNA methyltransferase activity; O-methyltransferase activity.